AGGACGAACCACCAUGGUUGUUGCCAACAAACCAUGAAGAGCAACAACAGUCACAGCACGGAAGAAGAUCUGAAGCAAGAGACCUCUCCAACUAAUUCCCCUCUUACAACCCUUGAUUCAAGAUUUAAUCAAACUCUCAGAAGUGUUCAAGGUAAUUUCCUCGGGAAUUUGUGGAUUAUGAUGCUGCUAGAUGAGAGUAAAGUAAGGAAUUUUCUCAGGCUGUUAAAGGGUCGCAGCUUUCCUGGGAAAGUGUUGAUAACAAGAAGAUCGGAUCCACCAGAUGGUACAGUCUUGGGCUCUCCUGGUGUUAAUCGGAGCCCCUCAGAAAUUGACAGGUCACCAAGUAAACACAUGGAUGAUCCCGACGAGGAUAAAAUCCAUAGAAAUAAACCAAAUACUAGUACAACUGUUAACAAGUUGAAACCAUCAAUGUCAAAUCCUGAGGAUAAGUCGAAGGAGGCUCCAAGAUUUGUGAUGGGUGCCCGAGCUACAGAUACUGCUAGGCUAAUGAAGUUCACAAAAGUGUUGGGGGGCACAACUGUCAUUUUAGACAAGUUGCGUGAGUUAGCAUGGAGCGGUGUGCCACCUUAUCUUCGUCCCAAUGUAUGGAGGCUUCUCUUGGGAUAUGCACCCCCUAAUUCAGAUAGAAGGGAGGGAGUCCUAAGAAGAAAGCGCAUCGAAUAUUUUGACUGUGUUGCUCAGUAUUAUGACAUUUCAGAUAUUGAACGUACUGAUGAAGAGAUUAAUAUGCUCCGGCAGAUUGCUGUUGAUUGUCCUAGAACUGUGCCUGAUGUCACUUUCUUCCAACAAGCAGAAGUGCAGAAAUCUUUGGAGCGGAUACUCUACACAUGGGCAAUCAGGCAUCCAGCAAGUGGAUAUGUCCAGGGAAUAAAUGACCUUGCAACACCUUUUUUAGUUGUUUUCUUGUCAGAACAUUUGGAAGGGAGCGUUGAUAAUUGGUCAGUUGCUGAUUUAGAUCCUGAAAAGAUCUCCAAUGUUGAAGCUGAUUGUUACUGGUGUCUAUCCAAGUUGCUCGAUGGUAUGCAAGACCAUUAUACGUUUGCUCAGCCAGGGAUUCAAAGGCUAGUGUUUAAACUCAAGGAACUAGUCCGGCGAAUUGACGAACCUGUUGCAAAGCAUAUGGAUGAGCACGGGCUUGAGUUUCUCCAAUUCGCUUUCCGCUGGUUCAACUGUCUUCUAAUUCGAGAGAUCCCUUUCCAUCUUGUUACCCGUUUAUGGGACACAUAUCUUGCUGAAGGCGACGCUUUACCAGACUUCCUUGUGUAUAUAUUUGCCAGUUUUCUUUUAACAUGGUCAGAUAAGCUUUUGAAGCUUGAUUUCCAGGAGAUGGUGAUGUUUCUUCAACAUCUGCCAACUAACAACUGGAGCCACCAAGAGCUUGAGAUGGUGCUUUCAAGAGCCUUUAUGUGGCACACCAUGUUUGAUAGUUGUCCCAACCACUUAGCCACUUGACCCAACCCAACAUUAGGACUUGCUUGCUUUCUGCUGUAAAAAUCAUAUACUGUUGUAAAACAAAACAUACUAUUCAAUUUCCUCCACUUUGAAGCUUCUAA
This is a messenger RNA of Cynara cardunculus var. scolymus (artichoke), 1574 nucleotides long. Its product is annotated as TBC1 domain family member 22B-like. Gene Ontology annotation, molecular function: GTPase activator activity. NCBI's taxonomy places the organism in Eukaryota, Viridiplantae, Streptophyta, Magnoliopsida, Asterales, Asteraceae. Bases 34 to 1473 code for a protein of 479 amino acids. The transcript is spliced from 11 exons. The record is from RefSeq and is a predicted model, not a curated record. Gene Ontology annotation, biological process: activation of GTPase activity.